This is a messenger RNA of Pantherophis guttatus, 1597 nucleotides long. RefSeq names its product G protein-coupled receptor 160 (gene GPR160). Gene Ontology annotation, cellular component: signaling receptor complex; plasma membrane. Gene Ontology annotation, biological process: G protein-coupled receptor signaling pathway. The record is from RefSeq and is a predicted model, not a curated record. Lineage: Eukaryota; Metazoa; Chordata; Lepidosauria; Squamata; Colubridae. Gene Ontology annotation, molecular function: G protein-coupled receptor activity.
GAGCGGGGGAAGAGAGGGAGGAGAGGCGGCAGUGAUUUGCUUGGGAACUCCGGGGCUGCACUUCUACGCUACGGGUGCGGGGAGAAGCGGAUUUCUCUUAGCUCCUGCAAAGCGCCUUUGGCUUUUUUUUCCGAGCGGCUGCCUGGAGCUAUGUAAGGUCUGUGUCGUCGUCCCGCAUUCCCCUUAUUUCAGGUCUGAGUUAGCAGCGCGCAACAGAUAGCGCGGGGAGACGUCCUAUUUGUUCCCCGCCUGUUCUGCUUUUUUAAGCGCCUUGUCUUGCCUCCCGACUGAAGUCGGCUUAAGUUCGGGAAUGAGCUAUUGCUUGAAACGGCUGUCAUCAUUCCCAAUAAUCAUGGCUGCAGUCAUCAAUUCAUUGUUUUUGAAUUUUAAAGAUGGUCAUAUGGUCCUACCUUCUGAAGCGAAUGGAACUUUGCUGUUUAUCAUGCUGGGGAAAGUAUCUCUCAAUUUGUUUCUAUUGCAAGUCAGAAAACACAGUCAUCAUCAGAGCUUUAUGAGCUAUUUCUGCAUUUCACUAGCUAUCUUUGACUUGAUACUUCUGGGGAUGAUGACUCUCAUUUUCUGUAAUCUGAAUAUUUUGAUUGGGGAGAUUAGAUUUACUGAGUAUCACAUCUGUCUUUUGCCUCAGAUUACUUCCUUUGUCUAUGGGAUUUUACAUUACCCAGUCUUUUUGAUAGCUGGCUUGGAUUAUUGCUUUACAAUAACCCACACUUCCAAAUACCAGAACAAAUGUUGGAAAUCACUGUACACAGUUGCUGUGAUACUCACAUGGAUUUCUGUGCUUGGUUACGUUCUGAAUCUUCGGAGCACUUCUUUAUGGCUGAACAUAAAUAAUGACAAUGAUGAGCAUCAAUGUCCUUUCUACAUUAGCAGCCAAACUUAUUGGCUCUCACUUGGUAUAUUGAUCAUAAUAUGCUUAGUUAUUGUUUUCUGUUGGUCAGAAAUUAUAAAUAUGGUGCAGUCCACUAAGUUUAUUUCCGUUGAAAAAGACAUUGUUCUGUUAUUUCCUUAUGAACUUGAGGGCAGCUCCAGAGAUCGUUCAAAACAUCUUUUGACAAGACUUCUGAUCAGCUUUAUGGGCACUUGGACGCCAUUCGUUAUGCUCCAAAUGCUCAUUGUGUUACUUAAUGCAGAGAUUCCUGCCCACAUUGAGAUGAACGUCCCCUGGCUUUGUUUUGUCAACAGCUUUCUUAUUGGGGUUGCGUGUUGGGUGAGAGGCCAAGACAUUGUGUUUCCUGAAGAUUCUUGGGAUGUGGAUCCAUUUGUCAGCUGGAAAUUUUGCUUUACACCUUUCAACUUUCAAAACACCGAUAAAGCUGUAAAGCCGGACAGCGAAGUCAUAAUCUGUUAAUGAACUACCAUAGGAUACUAUAGACUGGAUUGCAAUCAAUGGAGAAGGCUGCAAGUUAAGUUUACGAACUACAGGAGAGAAGGAACUUCAAAUGAGAUAUUGGUUCAACAUUUUCUCAAGUUCUGCUGCGUGUGUAGGAACAUGGCAGUAUAAAAGAAUACUAGGUUGUUUUCCAAAUUGAAUUUCCAGUAUGGGUUGUUAUUUCAAAAUAAAGUAAUGGAGUCUUUA